Topomyia yanbarensis is the source of this 1648-nucleotide messenger RNA. Its product is annotated as sialin-like. Bases 60 to 1379 code for a protein of 439 amino acids. Lineage: Eukaryota; Metazoa; Arthropoda; Insecta; Diptera; Culicidae. Gene Ontology annotation, biological process: monoatomic anion transport; transmembrane transport. The record is from RefSeq and is a predicted model, not a curated record. Gene Ontology annotation, cellular component: membrane. The transcript has 5 exons. Gene Ontology annotation, molecular function: transmembrane transporter activity.
CGCAGUAUGCCAUGCAAAUACCAAACUUUACGAAUUCCUAACUGAUUAUUGUGCCCAUAAUGAACCCGAAGCUUGUGACCUGCUGUCAAACAGUAUGGUGCAUCUCCAUGCAACACCUGACAGUGCUGUUGGCGUUCUUUUCGAUCGUCAAUCAGUAUACGAUGCGAAUCUGUUUGAACUUGGCCAUCACCGAAAUGGUUUACCCGGCCAAUGCAACCACCGCUAGUGAGGGUCGUGUCCUGUCGAAAGAGUCCAUAAAUUUGAACCCGAAAGUACCCCAGCCACGAAUCAUCGAAGGUGAUGCCUUUGAAUGGGACGAAUAUGUGCAGGGCAUUAUUCUUUCCGCCUUCUUCUGGGGCUACGUUGUGUCCCACUUCGGCAGUGCACUGAUCGCUGAUAAGUUUCCACGGCUCAUGCUGGGAUUGAGCGUGUUGAUUACGGCUAUCCUCACACUGCUGACUCCGUUGGCCAUCGAUAUUGGAGGUGCUCCGUUACUGGUAGCCACGAGAGCGAUUGAAGGCAUCGGCGAAGGGGCUACUUUUCCGGUUCUAAGUGCUAUUGUGGCUCAGUGGAUUCCGCCCCAUCAACGAGGCAGAUUGGGUUCAUUUAUUUUCAGUGGCGGACAAAUUGGAUCUCUAGCAGGAGGAAUUGGGACGGGAUUUAUAUUAUCGGAACUGAACAGUUGGAGAAUGGUUUUCUAUGUGUGGGGAACGUUGGCCGUAGUAUGGUACAUUUUUUGGGUCACACUCGGAUAUGAAAGCCCGGAAACUCAUCCGUUUAUAAAGGAAGAGGAGAAAGAAAAGCUACUGAGUAGUUUUAGUGAGGCUAAGAAGAAAACUGACAUUGGUCCGAUUCCGUGGCGGAGCAUUGCCAAGAGUGUACCUUUUUGGGCGCUGGUCGCCGGGCAGUUCGGCCACGAUUGGGGAUUUUUUCUAAUAGCCACCGACUUACCGAAGUACAUGAAAAGUAUCCUGGGAGUGUCCGUCAAGGACAAUGGAAUGCUUUGCUACUUUCCAUUUUUAUGCAUGUGGAUAUUUUCUGUACUUGGUGGCUGGAUCUGCGAUAUCCAAAUCAGCAAAAACUGUGUGUCGAGAACUGUGGCCAGGAAGAUUUGGACGACCAUCGGUUCCAUCGUCCCGGCGAUAGCGCUAAUGGCUGCGUCCUACGCCGAACGCAAUACGGUGCUCGUAGUUAUGAAUUUUGCAAUAUGCGUCACAUUCAUGGGCGGCUUCUAUCCGGGCAUCAAGGUGAAUGUGAACGAUCUGAGCCCAAACUAUGCUGGCUUUCUGAUGGCUGUUGUCAACGGGUUGGGUGCAGUCACAGGCAUUCUGGUUCCGUAUACCGCUGGAUUGAUGACCCCAAAUUGUUUGCCAAAGUAAUGGAACUGGAAUAUUCGAUGACUCAACAGGUACAUGCGGAGAACUGUAACGAUGAUUUUGAAAUAAAGAUUGUUGAUGAUUAAUUGAAAUUCGUCAAAAAUAAAUAAUAUCUUACCAGAACAUGGAAAACCACCAAUUAACAGAAUUAACAGAAGCAACAGUGAUAAAAAAAACCCCAACAUCGAUGCGAUGGAACAACAGAUUUUAUGUAAACUUUUUUCAAAAGACACAUCGUUGUUUAAAGGUAAUAUCACUCGGUGAAAAUAAAA